AUGCAAUCUUUAAAAAAUACUAAGGAUCUAUCUGACAAAUUAUCUGAUAAAUAUGUUGUUUCAUUUUUAUCAAGAAAUCUUGCAGCUGAUGAAUCUUUGGAAGAUUUUAAUGAAGUUGAGGAUUCUGUGAAUAUUGAUGAUAUAUGUACAGAGUUAGAACAAACAGUAAUUAGUGAAAGAAGUAGGGAAAAAAGUACUAGAGGAAAUGAUCAGAAUAAAGGUAAAAAAAAUAGUUCAAGUUCUGGGAAAAAAGCUGCAAUUUAUGUGCAAUUACCUAAACCACCUAGUUUUGAUGCUUUAGUUCACAAUAUAUCUUAUCAUAAAGGUUAUAUAAUUAUUCUUACAACUAUCAUAUCAAAUACAAAUGAAUAUGCUCAAAUAAAAAAUGCUAAUGCAAUGGGACGAGUAUGGACACUACUAACAUUAGAUGAACUAAAGAUUUGGUUAGAAAUUGUUAUCUAUAUGGGUGUUAUUAAAUUACCAAGAGUAACUGAUUAUUGGACUAUUAAUUCUAAGUUUUCUAAACAUAACAUUAUACAAAAAAUUAAAGUUGAACCACUUGCUUCUCAUAUUAGAGAUAUUAGUAAGCAACUUUAUAUACCUAGGUCACAAGUAUCAGUUGAUGAAAUGAUGAUACGUUUUUCAGGUUAUACUUACACAUUUACUUUUGAAUCACAUAUUGUAAAUAAUAGCGAAAUUACAAUUAUUCCUGGUCUUAAUAAAACAGGAUCACUUGUAUUAUAUAUUGUUACUCAACUACCAAAAAGGCAUGCAUAUAAUAUAUAUAUGGAUAACUAUUUUAUAAGCAUUCUACUUUUUUAUUAUUUAAGAACAAAAGGUUAUAGAGCUUGUAAUACAGUACGAACAAAUUCUUCAAUGUUUUCUAAAAUAUUAAAAUUCGAAAAAUCUAUUUAUCUGGAUUGGAAUAUUUUAUCUGGUGUUGUUGUAAAUAAUGUUUUAGUAAUGUUAUGGGUAGAUAAUGCAAAUGUACAAAAUAUUUUUGGUGAAGCAUCUCAAAAAGAAAUUUUAAUUCCAAAAAUUAUUAAUGACUAUAAUCAUUUUAUGGGUAGUGUUGAUACAGCAGAUCAAUUUAGAUCAUAUUAUAAUUGUCAAAUUACUUCUUUAUGUAACUGGUUGCCACUUAUGUUUUGGUUAAUUGAUAUGGCAAUUGUAAACUCAUAUAUUAUUUAUAAACAAAAAGAUAAUUUAACUUAG
Messenger RNA from Cetraspora pellucida, 1215 nucleotides. NCBI's taxonomy places the organism in Eukaryota, Fungi, Glomeromycota, Glomeromycetes, Diversisporales, Gigasporaceae. The record is from the annotation of a GenBank genome assembly.